Molecule: messenger RNA, 780 nt
Organism: Cryptosporidium ubiquitum
Lineage: Eukaryota; Apicomplexa; Conoidasida; Eucoccidiorida; Cryptosporidiidae
Exons: 1
Coding region: 1-780 (259 amino acids)
Source: RefSeq, a predicted model, not a curated record
AUGAGGUUUUUGGAUGCUGUAUUCAACCAAUUUUUUAAAAGAAUAUUAUUUGAAAAAUCUAAUUGGAAAAUUAAAAUUGUUUUAAUUUUAAUGUUUUUAAAAUCAAUAGAUAGUAACUCAAAUGGAGAGUUAAUUUUUAAAAAUAUUAUAAACAAUGAGACUAAUUUAAGAAUGGAAGAUUUGCAAAAAGAGCAAGGUGACAGGAAUUUUAAUCAUUGUAAUUUAACAAUGUUAAUUAAACAAGGAGAAAAAAGUGAUUUAAAUGAGUACAAAAACUGCAGUCAAAAAUCGGAUACAGCUUUUGAAACUAAAAAUAUAUUAGGACUUGGACAUCAAAAUUUAAAUUAUACAUCUCCGGUAGAAAAUCUACUCAUUCAAAAUCCAAAAGCUGUUUUUAAUGAAAGUAACAUCUUAAACAUUACUGAAAAUGGAAAUAAUACAAUAUAUAAGCCUUUAGUUGGUAGGAAAAUGGCUGAUUACGAGCUAAUUCAUAGAGACCAAUUAGUUUUCAGGCCUGUUGGUUAUCAUCAAUUUGAUGUAAUACCACAAGUUAUACAUCAAAUACCUCAAAACCAGUACCCGAUGUUUAGAAGUGGAUAUUUGGGUUAUCCAUACAAUCCAAUUAAUUACUAUCGUUCUCCAUAUAUAACUACGCUUAAGAGGAAUAGAACAAGAAGGUUUUUAACUGAAGAUUUAGAUACUAAUGCGAAAAAUGAAUACAAGGUUGAGUACGAAAUAAUGGAGUUUUUAAGUGGAAAUAACUCAAUAUUUAAUCAAUAA